This is a messenger RNA of Aspergillus calidoustus, 1398 nucleotides long. The record is from the annotation of a GenBank genome assembly. NCBI's taxonomy places the organism in Eukaryota, Fungi, Ascomycota, Eurotiomycetes, Eurotiales, Aspergillaceae.
CCCAGACCUCGACAGCAAAUUCUUUGUUCCCAUCAUCAUCAGCAUUCAUCAGAUCCUCUGGCCAUUGUCUUGGUCACACGCUCCCAUUCACAAAGGCGACGACUGGCUUGAUUCAUCUGCUCUGUCAAUACCACAUCACAAUCCCCCUCGAUAGCAACGAGCGUUCCUCCAGCCACAUCAAAAUGAGCAGUCACAAGUUUGAUCCGGAGUUCUACGCUGUCAUGCAAGAGGCCCUCAAAGCACCCGCCCCAAGAGCUAAAGAUGUAUACGACAUCCGAGCUCUCAAUAACGCUCUCCUGCCCGCCAUUUCGGGCGCAUAUCCCGUCGCCAAAGGCAUUCGACAAGACAGCUUCAGCACCACAAGCUACGAUACCGUCACGGUGGACAUAACCCGCUUCGCUUCCGAAGCGACCCUCAAUUCUGAUACCCCGCUGCCUGCGGUGGUAUAUAUCCACGGUGGAGCCAUGGUUUCCGGAACCGCGGCCAUGUAUGCGCAGCUGACGGCCUAUCUCGCCGAACAGCUGGGGUAUCCUGUUUUCUCGGUCGACUAUCGCGUUGCACCCGAAUACUCGGCGGUCGAGAGCAUGGAGGAUUGCUAUGCCGCGGUCGCUUGGGUCUCUCGGAACGCCGCGUCCCUCAACGUUGAUGCCUCGAAGCUUGUCGUUAUGGGUGAUAGUGCGGGUGGUCUUCUAACUGCGAGCACCGCACUGAAUGCGCGAGACCGCCAGCUUAGCCCACCGCUGGCCAAGCAGAUUCUGAUCUAUCCUACGCUCGACGACCGUGUCCCGAGCACGCAAGAUGACCCUCGCAGGGAUCUACUGCUCUGGAAGGAAGAGUACAGCGUGAUGAUUUGGAACGCGUACUUGGGCCAGGGGAAAGCGGGGAAGGAUGAUGGUGCUGGGAUCCCGCAAAACUCUGUCCCGGCGCGAGUGCAGGACUUGAGCGGCCUUCCGUCGACUUACAUCGAUACUGGCACGCUUGAUUUGUUUCUAGAAGAGGAUAUGGCGUACGCACACAGGCUGAUCAAAGCUGGGGUUGAGGUUGAGAUGCAUGUACAGCCUGGCUUGCCCCAUGGGUGGGAGCAGGCGGGUCCCAUUGGCUGGUUCAAGGCUGCCAUUCAGUCUCGAGUUGAUGCUAUCAAACGCGGGUUUUAAGUGAUUAGUGCAUUAUCGGUCCUAUCUAAGUCCAUUAUAAACACGAGACUAGGCAGGGUGAUGUUUCUUAGGUUGGUGAAUAUCAAAUAACAAUAGAAUUUAGCUCGCGGUAGUAAGACGCUAUCUAGAAACUGUAAAGCAAACCCUCGCAGGCUGUAACAAUAGGGUUCAUCCUCCAGCCUCUUCAUCUGUCAAACAAAAAGGAAAAAAGCAGUACAAAUCAAACAUUGAUGUCCAGUAAGUU